AUGAACACGGUCAGACUCGUCAAGAGAUUCGAAACAAAAUCGAACAAAAACAAGCUUUUAGCAGAAACGUGGAUUAGAAUCAGCAACUGGACUCGAUUCGGCCACUCAAAACGUCGGCCAUCAUUUCUAGGCCAUUGACAAAUUUUGCUUUUUUUUGGACUGAAUUCCGUUUAAAUUAAUGUUUAAAAAAGGCUCUACGAAUUUCUUCCGUUAGAUCUUUGUUUUAAUGCUAGUGUCAUCUUGUUCCUUUCAGAAAUGUCCUACGGUCCUCAAUUACCUGGUUGGCUCAACAAAAACAACGUAAGUAAAGUUUGAAAUGUUCAACGAGAUUUUGUCAGCUGCAGGAAACGGAAAGUGACGGAGAAGAAGCUAGUCCGCCAGUUUACGGUCCUGUGAUCCCCGGACAAGGAAAUACUUCUGAUAAUAACAAGACGGUAGGCGCAUCAAAACGAUAAUCUCACUCAAUUGAAAAAAUGUUUUCAUUUCCAGGUCGACAAAGUUCCCAGUGGUGCUAUUGGACCAUCUAUCCCUUCUGGAUUGUUUAAAAGGGAAGAUGACGAGGAAGAAAAACAGGCGCAUGUGUUCGGGCCGAUGAUUCCCAAAAUGGUUACUCCCAUUGUCGACGAAGAAGAUGUAGAAGAUGAAAAAGACUUAGGCUCGAACACAUAUGGACCCUCAAUCCCUUCUAAUUUCCGUCCACAAGUGGGUCCAGCAUACGACGAAUCGGAUGAAGAUAUUGUUAGUCUAGAACUAUAAAAAUUCCGUAAACCUAUAAUAUUUCAGGGACCAAUGCCGGUUUCAAAAGGAAACGAGGAGCGCGAAGCACUCGAAAGAGCUUACCGUUUGGCAUUGCAGAAGGAAACUGAAGAAGAGGAAAAGGUGAUGCCUUAAGACAAGUAAAACAUUUAAUGAAAUUCCGUUCAGAACGCACAGCCUAAACGUGAAGAAUGGAUGACGUCCGUUCCGAAAAAGUUGGGAAACUUUGGUUUGGGCGCAAGAACAUUCAAAAAAGGAACGGCGUCGGAAAGAGAUUCCACGUGGGAGGACGCUCCAGGAGCAAAGAAGAAGCGGAAGGACGAGCAGACAACAGUUCGAGCGCUCGGGUUAGCGGCAGCCGACGCUCGACAGGCCGCGAUUGUGGCUGAAAAGACUGCCGGGCCAUCGUUGUUGGAGCUUCAUCAGAAGAAGAGAGACGACAAAGUGAAGGAUGCGGUAAGUGAUUCAACUCAAAUUCUGAUUACAGAUUCUGAAUUUUCAGGGACUCCUUCCGGGCGAGCGUCGACCAUUCGAUCGAGAAAAAGAUAUGGAAGUGCGUGGUUUGAAACCAGGAGGCAGCAAGGAAGCCGUCGAUCGAAUGAAGGAAUUCACAAGUCGAUUCGCUAACAGCAAAGAACAACGUUUUUUGUGA
Caenorhabditis sp. 36 PRJEB53466 is the source of this 1408-nucleotide messenger RNA. The record is from the annotation of a GenBank genome assembly. Lineage: Eukaryota; Metazoa; Nematoda; Chromadorea; Rhabditida; Rhabditidae.